AUGGAAGAUGCCGUUGACGUGCAAGACAACUUCUUCGCAGUUUACGACGGCCACGGCGGAGCUGAAGCCGUCGUGACCUAUGUGAAAGAAGCAUUCCCAAAGCUAUUGGGAAAGGAAAAGGGGCCAGAUAUGGGCCUCAGAAUGAAAGAAGCCUUUCAAAAGGCUGAUGCAGCGUUGUUGGGCCACCUGCAGCAAGAUGAAGCAGACGUCCCGGACUAUCCCCUAUCCUCGGGCGUAUGUGCCUGCAUCGCUGUGCGAGAUGAACACGAGCUCGCUGUGGCCAACCUCGGAGACUGCCGAGCCUUGGCCUACAAAGGAGGAUCCUUGACCGUCACCAUCUUCUCGGUAGAUGCCGACACGGAGUUCAUCUUCGAGAGCAUGACAAACUUGGACGCUGUCCAGUCGAUCAGACGACAGUUGCGGAGAAACCUUGGUUUUUGCAGAGCACGAACACGAUCCCCGCAAGCUGCGGCUGAAUCGCUCGUGAACCAAGCCCAGAAGUUGAAAAGCACAGACAAUCUGAGUGCACUGGUAGUUGUCUUCCGGAUGCCGCCAGCAGAGGCAUCAAACUCAUCGCUCGGACGGAAGGUCCUUUUGAAAGGACUGGACGCCUAUGCGAAGUGCAAACAGAUCGCACAGGAAUGGGCGACUCGACCAGCAACAGCAAUGCCUGGCGGUUGCAGAGAUUUCGUUGAGAAUCUCGGACGUUUGACCUUUCAAUCGCUUGUUCGAAGUUUGAAAAUGAGUCACUCGACUGCUUGGGCUCUAAUGGCCAAUUUGUCGUGUGAGGGAAGCUUGGACGGGUGA
Messenger RNA from Durusdinium trenchii, 807 nucleotides. The record is from the annotation of a GenBank genome assembly. Lineage: Eukaryota; Dinophyceae; Suessiales; Symbiodiniaceae.